Aphis gossypii (cotton aphid) is the source of this 2482-nucleotide messenger RNA. RefSeq lists its product as uncharacterized. Bases 496 to 1554 code for a protein of 352 amino acids. The transcript has 2 exons. The record is from RefSeq and is a predicted model, not a curated record. NCBI's taxonomy places the organism in Eukaryota, Metazoa, Arthropoda, Insecta, Hemiptera, Aphididae.
UCUGUGUAAUUUAAGGUUAUUAUUUAUUACAAUUAUAAUUAAUUUAUAAUUUCAGUCAUUCAAACAAUUAUCUGAAUUAUCAUAAAACAUGAUUAUACGAGAUCGUUAAUUUGUAAUAUCAUAAAUUGGAACAUUUAUUAUAAUUAACAUUAAUUGUAAUUGCAUUAUCAUACCUCAAUUAUCAUGAUACAUUAACAUUAAACAAGUCUAAUCUAAAAAUUAGAAAAAAAUUAGCCUAUAUUAUAGAUAUUUAAAAAAGCGAUACAGUGUUCAGUCACAGUCUCGAGAUCAGUUUCAGUUACAGUGUGUAAGUGUUUCCAGUCACCAUCAUUGCGAGACUCCAGACAAAUUUUUAUUUUCUAAAUACAGUUUUUUUUAAAGUCAGUGUUCUUUUAAAUUAUAUAUAGUUUUGUAUUUAUACAUAUACAUUAUACAUAUCAUCAACUCUCAGAACAAACGCUACAUCAUUUGUAUUACAACCAGUCAACACUCAACAUGAAUAUCAAAAAAGUUCUAUUUGUUAUUAUUACAACCAUACAUUUCACUUUUGGAUUCAUUGCUUACGAUUGCGGAGGUCCUAACCUAAAUAUAACUUCCUUUGACAGUCUAGAAGUAGACAACUGUGAUCUUCCAAUACCUUCGAAAACAGAACGGGUAACAAGAAUACAACUAUUGCAAAGGGUUGAAACAUAUCCAGUUAAUUUCAAAUCAUGCCUGAUCACUGUUGAUUAUUUAAUAACAAGGUGUUCGGCGUUUGAAGACGCACAAGUUGUAGAGGGAGGGUAUUUUUCCGACAUAAUAGAGUUAGGUAGUGCUAGAUGUUCAGAGACUCACCAGAAACAAUCUUUCACUUUUCAAACGGGAGGAGUAGUGACAGAUUUAAAAAUAAACGAAACGAUAUUUGUAACAAAUAUCAUUGCCGGAACAUUAGACAAGUAUGGUAAUUGUAAAGGCACAACUUUUAAAUCAAGCAGAGGAGAGUGGGAAGAUGUGGUCGUACAAGCUAAAUUUAAAAUAUUGCUUUCAGAAGGUACGGCUAUAGCAAAUAGUAAAGAUAAUAUCCUCAUACUUCCAACAGGAACCAAAAUGAAAUUAUCUGAAAAUUAUGGUUUUGAUUCUUUUAAAGGAGAGACUAUAUGGACAAACAACCAUUUCACUUGUGAAGUACAAGAUUUCAAUGUUUUAUAUGAUGGUCCUGCAUCGUUAAUAAUUUCAAAUGCCAUUAAUGAUUUUUCAAAUAAUAUAUAUACCUAUAUUGUGGAAACGGAUAAAAUAGUAUUUUCCCUAAAACAAAUUAAAAAAAGUUUUGCAUGCGGGAUGCCAGUGAUUCAAACUGAACACAUACAGUUAGUCAUACUUGUAGAUACCGCAUUUUUCAAUCGAUUUACGACAACAACAAUUUCUCCGCAAAACACUGAUUUGUUAGCCUACGUUAAUACAAAAUUUGUUUAUGUUGAAAACUUCUUUAAAUCUACGAUAACAUCAUUGUAUAAUGACAUAAUUAAAAACAGUGUGAUCUCGAACGAAAAAUAUUACAACAAAAGCUUACACUAGCCUCUUCGAGCAUUUCCGACUUUUCGUAUCUUAUGGGCGAAGGACCAGGUUUUACUGCAGUGAAAACAGGCGAAAUAAUAUAUUUAAUAAAAUGUAAAAAGGUAAAUGUUGAAAUAUCGAGAAAAAAUGUAUGUUUUAAUGAACUACCAGUUUUAUAUAACAACAAAACGUUUUUCAUGGCCCCCAAAACGCACAUAUUGCAACAAUUUGGAACUCAAAUUGAUUGUAAUAUACUACUUCCACCUGGCUUCAAUUUGGACGGAGACUGGUUUGGUAUUGUACCCAAUAUACAAGAAAUAAAAAAACCACAAAAGCUCAAACCGGCUACAACCUGGACGUGGUCGUACAAAAGUCCAGAAUCGCUUAUGAAUGCUGGUAUAUACACACAAGACACAAUGAAAGCUUUUCAGCAACAUAUAUUGUUUCCACAAGAAGUGAGUGCUGCUACAAAUAAUUUAAUAAGACAAUCUAUGGGAUAUGAUACGACUAACCAAGGUCUGCAAUAUAAAUAUCUUAUUGACGAACAGACAAUAAGCAACAUGGUCGAAAAUAAAUUACAUCAACUUUGGGGAUGGUUUACAACUAUUGGUACUUUUGUUUCGGGACUGAUGGGGAUAUUUUUUAUUGUAAAAUUAAUAUUAACACUAGUGGAUACGGGGAUUAAUAUUACUAUUUUAUACAAAACCUUUGGGUGGAGUGCAAAACUGUUGGCAGGAAUUUUUUCUAGUAUUACCCAUUAUUUAAUGUUAAAGACACACAAAAAAAAUCAAAAUUUUGAUCAAGACUCGCUAGACACAAAACAUGUUCGCUAUUCAAUUAAAAAUAGCAAAAAAGUGUACCCGAGCUUGAGUCAAGAUUCUGUUUAAACACUUUAAAGCCAUACAGAAAUAAUGUAUUUAAUUUAAUUUAUUAUUUAUUUAGUAUUAAA